Magnolia sinica is the source of this 1452-nucleotide messenger RNA. Its product is annotated as tobamovirus multiplication protein 1-like. The transcript has 11 exons. Gene Ontology annotation, cellular component: plant-type vacuole membrane. Bases 208 to 1095 code for a protein of 295 amino acids. Lineage: Eukaryota; Viridiplantae; Streptophyta; Magnoliopsida; Magnoliales; Magnoliaceae. The record is from RefSeq and is a predicted model, not a curated record.
AUAAAUACCAGCUGCCUCUUACCGACCUCCAUUUCUCUUCUUCUUCAGUCAGACGCAGCUGCCCUUUGUCUCAGACGCGUAGGUAGAGAGACCGUCUGGUGAGAGGAUCUCUUUCCAUAUUUUCUUCACGUUUUCUCGAUUCCCUUUUUCCAAUUUGCUGACAGAGAAGGAGAGAGAGAGAGGGAGAGAGAGAGGGGAUCGAAGAAAAUGACUAGAUUGCCCCUCAACGUCUCGGCGAUCGAACUCACCUCCGCGUUCGACUGGUGGCACGUGAUCAACGAGUCGACUCAGUGGCAGGACGGGAUCUUCUUCUUUCUUUGUGCUGCCUACGCUCUCGUCUCCUCUGUCGCUCUGGUGCAACUAAUCCGAAUUGAAUUGCGAGUGCCGGAGUAUGGCUGGACUACACAGAAGGUUUUCCAUCUCAUGAACUUCAUUGUGAAUGGAGUACGUGCCAUUGUGUUUGGAUUUCACAAGCAAGUAUUCUUUUUGACGCCCAAGGUAUUUACUUUGGUGUUAUUGGAACUUCCUGGGGUUUUAUUUUUCUCUACUUACACGCUCCUUGUCCUAUUUUGGGCAGAGAUAUAUCAUCAGGCAAGAAGUCUUCCAACAGAUAAGCUCAAGAUUGUAUAUAUUUCAGUUAAUGGUGGAAUAUAUUUUAUACAGGUCUGUAUUUGGAUAUACCUGUGGAUAAAUGACAACAGUGUUCUGGAGUUAAUUGGAAACAUAUUUAUUGCAGUUGUAUCAUUCAUUGCAGCGCUUGGUUUCCUUUCAUACGGAGGAAGACUGUUUUUCAUGCUGAGGCGAUUCCCUAUUGAGUCAAAAGGGCGGCGGAAGAAACUUCAUGAGGUUGGAUCUGUUACGGCGAUAUGUUUCACCUGCUUUCUGAUAAGAUGCAUUGUGGUGAGUGCUCUGACUUUGGAAAGUGUUGCAGUUUCUGCAUUCGACGUGGAUGCAUCUCUUGAUGUUAUGGAUCAUCCCGUUCUGAACCUUAUCUAUUACAUGCUGGCCGAGAUUCUACCUUCAGCGCUUGUCCUUUUCAUUCUGCGGAAGCUCCCCCCUAAAAGAGUAUCUGCUCAGUACCAUCCGAUCCGUUAGCUUGCACCGGCAUUCUUGUCAGUUCUAUUUAUUUGGAACUCAUUGACCCAUAAUGGUGUUUGCUGAAGUUUUACAUGGCCGGGAUUGGCGAGAGAAGCAGAGUGAAGGAUCUGAUAUUGGUCUCUGAGUAUUUAUGGUGCGGCUUGUUGCCUUCCUACUUUUUUGGAUGUUGUAAAAUUCAUUGGUGACUAUAUGGUCACAGAAGAGGUUUGCAGCGGCACAUUUGCUUGGUCAGUUUGCAUUCUCAUCGAUUUCAUGCUUGGGGAUAAUUAUUCGGAGGCUUAGGGUUUUGAGGUGUUGUGUACUUGUUGACAAUUCAUUAAGUUCUGAGAAAUUAAGAAUACUUCCUUUAUUUAA